CUGCAGGAGGCUAUUCUAGAUCCUGAUGACUUAUCUUUGGCCAUUUAUCGAGAUCUGUUACGCUUGAGGGCGGAAUUGAGAGAAAAACUCGCUGAAUACAUAGACAAAUUCUCCUAUCAAGUCCUCUGCAACAUCGAUAGAGACAUGAAUUUGGAUGGAUCCACUAUUGCCACACACGUUUACGAGUCUGAAGUAUUUAAAUCUCAACUAUGGACGCAACGCGACAUUCCUCAGCCUCAAUUGAGUGCUAAAGAACGUGCCAGAGAAGAGACAAAACACACCGAAGUGGAGUUCACUCUUCUGGACACCACACUCAUUCUUCCACCCACUGUAAAGUGCUUCCGGGCGGCAUUGCGCGGUCUCUGGCUCAACUACGAUCACUACUCAGAUUCAUGCCACAGCUUCUUCAUGCCACUGCCUAUAACUCGAGUGCUUAAUCUGAGGCAGAGCACGAAAAUCGAGUGGCGGAAACGCAAAGAGUUGCUGGAGAAAGCACUGGCAGAGAAAAAGGCUCAAAGUGAGGCUGCCCUGUUUGACACAAUGGAAACUCCUAGUGCUCCUACGGUGAUCGACGUAGACAAGUUGUAUGCCAACUACGAGACUGAGCAGAAUAAAUUGGAGAAGCGACGGAAGGGACCGGAAGGACUGAAGCUAAUCUCCAUGGAUGUGAAUCUGCGCAGUCACAGAAUCGUCGGUGGAAUUUACUGCAUUGAUUACUUGGAUCAACCGAAGCAGGAUGUGAAGAUUGGUUCAAAAUCCUUCCUUACAACGCUCUUGCAUCCUAACAAGCUGAAGAGGAAGCACUUCUACCAAUCCUACAAACCUCCACCGCCGCCGCUGCCUGGAGUUCGUCGAUUGCCUGAAGAAAUUGAGGCGGAGAUCAAGUUGAUGGAGCAAAAUCUGGACAAACUCGCUCUGAUCACAGUGAAACUCCCUGAGAAUGUUCUCUGGUUUGAACCACCAAUUGUCUGUCGCUGGGAGUGUCCAGCCGAUGUGGAGGAAUCUCUCUUGGAAGAUAAUGAAACUCUAGAAAGUCUUCCUCAAGCGUCUGAACAGCCUGACCAAUCAGCGCGGCGUAAAGUCAGGUCUGAACCUAGGGUUACUGAAAUCCGUGACUUCAAUCUCCUCUUCAUCCCACCGAGAAUUGAUCUGUACGCACUGAUGCUGGACUUUGUGGUGCCUCGCUUGCCGGAUGGAUAUGGUGUGAAGAUUGAAAAUGCUCCUGGAGAGAGGAAAGGCAGUCUUAUGAAGUAUGCCAUCCAGGAGAGUGCUGUGAAAGAGGCUCGGAGGAAGCAAUCCACAGCUAUCAAUUCAGUCAUCCAUCAAACAAAUUCUCCACGAUCACUUCAUCCCAAAGUGCGUCUUCGCGGGACACUGAAGAUUCUCACCAGGAAAUCCUCACAAGAUAUCACCAGUUCAUCCCAAUCGUCUUCUUCAACUCCAUCGCCAUCCACAGAUGAAGACGAAGAAGUGAAAUGUGCACAGAAGUUCAGAAGAUGCAGUGUCUCACUGGGCUCAAGUGGUAAAUACAUGCUCUCGCAGUUCAUCAGAGACUUGGAUCAACUCAUUGAUCUACAAACUCCUCAAUUGACUGUCAAGAUAGAUGAGAUUGCAUCGAACCUAUCUUCUCCACAAGAGGCAGAAAUUCCCGAAGUUACCCGCAAACCCUCAAGUGUGAGUCUGUUGCGUGAGGAUCGAGAUCUAUUGCGAGAUCCUCGCUUUCUCUCCGCCUCGUUCAAGCGCGAAGACACCCCUGAAAAGGACGUGGAGAUCAUUGAGGAAGAGGAGUCAGAAAGUGACUCAAAUGAAGAAGACACGCAGGGAAAGGCAUCCUCUUAUCCACCAGAUAAAUCUCUCUCCAAGUGGAGUACUCGAGAUGUCCACGAUGUGAAAUUCAAUGAGGAUAAGCUCACCAUACAAUUUCGCACUGGUCGUCUAGGAUGCUUUGGAUUUGCCGCCAAUCGAUACAGCAAUCUUCCUUAUCAAACAUGGGAAUUGAAGCCAGACUUCAAGAUCCCAAAUGCUGUGACAUUCACUCUCACCGCCGCAGUUGUGAGCAUCGAUAUGACAAUUCUAGAGGAUGGAGUGCGACUCAAUUCCCUCCAAGGAUGCUCAAGCACACCUCUAGCACAUGUUUUGGGAGCUGUGUUUCCUCUCAGUGAAUUGAAAGUGAUCAUGAAAAGCACAGCCAUCGAUCUCUUUCCAGAAUCUGAUGCUUUUUGCUAUACUGAAGGAUCUUGCGAGAAGAAUUCCGUGAUGGAGACUCAUCUAUACGAUUGCAUGGGCGCCUUGGCGCUCACGCACAAUUUCUCUUGGUCACGAUGGAAUCUUUUAUCAGGCAGUCGUUCAGCCGUUCUUCUAAUGCGAGAAGUUAUUGAGCACAGAAAGCCGCCCAAUCAAUCAACCUUGCUCGUGACUCCACUUAAGACAAUCGUGGUGGAUUGCACAGAAGUAUCAGCUUCCUUCAGCACUGCUGGUGUUCCUGGAAUGCAAUAUUACGCAGAUUUGCAUCACCUGGCCAGAGAACAUUCACAACCAGUGUCGCGGGAGAAACAGAGGAACAUGAAUCACCUGCUGCGGGAUAACGUUGUGCAAGUCUUAAAGUCCAGCAGACCGCUAAUUGCUGAAGAAAAUCUUGGCACUGCUCAAGUUGUAGUAGAGCAAAUCAAACUCUUCCCGGAACCAGUGCAGCGAAUUGAAGUCGUCAAUCUGAUCGAGAAGCUUCAGAAUAUACGCCAGUCCCAUGACGAAUCCAUCAUCUGUGAACAAGGCAUCUUGUCUGUUCUUCUUUCCCAUGCGAUCCUUCAUGCUAAGCAUGUGUUCAACGAAGUUGAUCCAGCUGAUGUGCAUGUAGCCGAUAAAAGACCCUCGCUUGUGGCCAAUUCACUCAGUGUCAGACUAUCUCGCUCCUCACCAGUUGGCAGGAAAGCGCUGGCCAUUGAACAAAUUCGAGUGGAAAUCCAAUCUCAAUCCCGUUUCAAUUUGGGCGCACAGUCGAUUGAUCACUUCUCCUGUGAAGGAUUUCAUUACAGCCUCUGUGAAUUGCUCCUGGCAUGUGAAUUCUAUCGUCUGCACUUCGUCCACUGCUCCUGCACACUUGUCCACACCGUCAAAUGUGGCCAAAAUUCUCUGAUGAUCCACACCAUAGUCAAAAUACUGCUUCAAAUAACUUCGAAACAGCGACUGAUGCCAGAAGAGAAACGACGUGUCGCACACGCGAUCCAGAGUCUCCUGGAGAUCUACAAUGAUGGUCAAUCUGGCCAGGAUUCUCGCCAAUUUCUGCACAUACUCGAUAUUGAGGCUCGUCGCAUUGGCCUCAAACACACUCAGAGCAAUUUUCGCGAUGGUUAUUCGCGUCCUCGUGGCCGGCCCAUAGAGACACCGCUCAGUGAUUUGGAACGCCGCCAAGGAGUCCAAUGUCUUCUCAUUAUAGUUGUCACGGGAGAGAGUCUUUCUCGCUGCAUUCACCAAAUACACACCCUGAUACUCAAAGUGUUGAAUUAUACUAUUCACACUCUCAACAAUGAAGCUGCGGAGUUGCAGGAACACUUCUCUUAUGGCAAUGAGGAAUUCCAGAAGUUUACCAAUGCUCAUCAACGUGGAUUUCUGCAUUGGCAGCUGUACAAUCACAUGCAGAUUUGUCACACACUUUAUCAAAUGGCUCAUUUGACCAGCCAAUCUCACACCAGCCGUAAAGAGAUUGGCUCUGGAGCUGAGAAAAAUUUGUCUAACUUUACCAGCAUCACUGACAAAUUUCUCCUGACCCUUCAAGAGAGUGGCUGCGUGCCUUCUAAUGAAUACUUCGGGACACCACACGAUAUUGCUGAUGAGAGUGAUGCCACAGAACUUGUUGCUAAUCUCCAACAACUGUUUGAAGCACUUCUGAUCGAGAUUACCGAAGAAAGUCGCUGCAGCGCACUAUCCACGAGCCUUCCCUGGAACAAUUCAUCCAAUUCCCCAAUCAUCUGCAUCAAUCCAUUCAUGUCAGUCGCUGAGAACUCCUUGAAUUGCUGGGCAUUCACACAAACGGUCGUCAUUUGCUUCUUGUACGGCCCCCAGAACUGCUUUAGGCGCAAUCCGGCAAAGAUCUCAUCGAAGAUAUUGGCGCUUCCUCAGUUUAGGAUGUCAAACGCCAACGUGAGCAUAAAACUCGAGGGGAGUGAAAUUCAGUCGUAUCUGGAGUCUUUUAACAAGGAGAUUGACUCUACAGCCGGACCUUCGUCUGUGCCUGUCUCGGAGACAGAAACAAUCACCAUUAUUCGCGGAGAAGAGGCUGAAUCUGGCGGGGAAGAUGAAGACGACACCGGGACAUACUUCAUAGACUCCUCCGGGAAUUACUACUAUCAAGCCACAAAGGAGUCCGAGCCAGUAUUGACAUCGCCACCUGAUUUCCUGACUGAUGACGAGGAGAAGGAGAAAGGCGGCAAGCAAAAGGACGCUUCUGGGAACCCAGACUAUGUAAUUAUGCCCUCAGAUGGGAAUUCUGGAGAGGUUAGUUACGUGCUCAUCAUGAACGGCCAAGAGGGGAAGAACCAAGCCUCUACUGGAGCAUCAGGUGAGGGUGAUUCUGGUGAGAAUGUCGAGGAGGAUGAUGAAUUUGAGGCGGGCGAGGACGGAAAUGUGUAUGACUUCGAGGAAGACCCAGACAAGCUGAUCGGAAUGUCGGACACUGAAGAUGACAAGCAGAAGGUGAUGAAGAUCAUCUCGAAGAAUCAAAUGCAAACAGUGUCACAUCUCUGCAACUAUUGCAACUACACCAGCACCAAGCGAUACCUUCUCUCACGCCACAUGAAGUCCCAUUCGGAUGAGCGUCCGCACAAGUGCAGUGUCUGCGAGCGCGGCUUCAAAACUGUUGCCUCGCUGCACAAUCACGUGAACACGCACACGGGCACGAAACCACAUCACUGCAAAUUCUGUAUGAGCUCUUUCACCACGUCCGGCGAGCUGGUGCGUCACGUGCGUUAUCGCCACACUCACGAGAAGCCUCACAAGUGCUCAGAGUGCGACUACGCCAGUGUGGAAUUGAGCAAGCUGAAGCGUCACAUACGAUGCCACACAGGAGAGCGCCCUUAUCAGUGUCCUCACUGCACUUAUGCCUCCCCGGACACGUUCAAGCUGAAGCGUCACUUGCGUAUUCACACUGGCGAGAAGCCCUAUGAGUGUGACGUGUGCAAUGCCAAAUUCACACAGAGCAACUCUCUGAAGGCGCACAAGCUGAUCCACAAUGUGGGCGACAAGCCGGUGUUCCAGUGUGAACUCUGUCCCACAACUUGUGGCCGGAAGACAGAUCUCAGGAUUCACAUUCAGAAGCUUCACACAUCCGACAAGCCGCUCAAGUGCAAGCGAUGCGAUGGACUCUUCCCGGAUAGAUACACGUACAAGAUCCACACGAAGACGCACGAGGGAGAGAAGUGCUACAAGUGUGAUCUCUGCCCCUAUGCCAGCAUCUCGGCUCGUCAUUUAGAGUCUCAUAUGCUGAUCCACACGGAUCAGAAGCCCUAUCAAUGCGAACAGUGCGAGCAAUCGUUCAGGCAGAAGCAAUUGCUUAAGCGACACAUAAAUCUCUACCACAAUCCGGAUUACGUGCCGCCAGUGCCGAAGCCAAAGGGUCAUCACUGUCCGCACUGCAAUAGGAGCUUCAGGCACAAAGGAAAUCUCAUUCGCCACUUGGCUCUACAUGAUCCCGAGUCAUCGGUACAUGAGGACGCUCAGGCGCUCAAGUUGGGCAGGAAGAAGCGCAUCUUGUAUCCGGAUGGCGGCGAGUUUAAGAGCGAACAGAUGGACACUGAUGAGGAGGAGGAACUGGAGGAUGAGGAGGAUGAAAUUGAGCAGGAUGAGCUGAUUGAAGAGGCCGAAGAGACUGGCGGCGAGGAUCAAAAGGAGACGCUAAUGGUGGAGGGUGAAGAUGAUAAUCAGUAUGUGGUGCUGGAAGUCAUUCAGAUGCCCGAAGAGGAUGAAGAGGGCCAAGGUUCCAGGCUCAAUGAGGAGUUUCUUCUCUCUGACCAUAUCGAGGAGGAAGUACUUCAGGGCAUUAGUGAUCCCAACAAGAAGCUUACGUUGAAGACGGAGGACGAUGAGGAAGAUAAGGAUAUGAAGGAUUGCUUUGGAUUUGAUGAGGUAGAAGAGGAGACAGUCGUGAGAAAUGUCCCUGCGCGAAAAUCCAAGAGAAUUAGUAAUAUCGCUAAGGAGUAAAGAUAUGCUCUCCUAUUUUAUGUUAUAAUAAGAAAAAAAUAAUUUUAAAUUCUGAUAACAUAAUAAAGCUAUCAAUGUCACAUUUCUCUAAGAUACAGAGUUAUCAAUCUAUAGGGAAAUUUAUAACUAAAUAAUUGUAGAAAGGAAUCAGUUCGAGAUAAUAAAGAAUUUCAGUAAUAAAAA
Messenger RNA from Phlebotomus argentipes, 6375 nucleotides. RefSeq lists its product as uncharacterized. Lineage: Eukaryota; Metazoa; Arthropoda; Insecta; Diptera; Psychodidae. The annotation marks the transcript as partial. The record is from RefSeq and is a predicted model, not a curated record. The transcript has 12 exons. Gene Ontology annotation, molecular function: beta-tubulin binding; microtubule binding.